This is a messenger RNA of Laccaria bicolor S238N-H82, 612 nucleotides long. RefSeq lists its product as uncharacterized. Lineage: Eukaryota; Fungi; Basidiomycota; Agaricomycetes; Agaricales; Hydnangiaceae. The record is from RefSeq and is a predicted model, not a curated record. The coding region runs from base 1 to 612 and encodes 203 amino acids. The transcript is spliced from 3 exons.
AUGCCCUUGAGUUGGGCCCUCAAAAGAAACUGUGAGAAUCGAAAUCUUGUUGAUCUGAGUCUCUUGCUGAAGUUGCUACUUAAUGCCUUCAGCUCUGUCGCUGAUCCUUUGGUACACUAUGGUCGGCAUUUUGGACGCAGAGUUCAAGCUUUAUGCAAUAUCCAUGCCUUGUUAACCAAUGGAGUCUUGUGUAUGGUUGAGCUGGCUGAUAGGACAGAUGAAUCUUUUACCGCUGAGGAAAGGCGGGAGCAUAAGGUCUAUCUGACCCUCCUACAAUCUGUUCCUGGCCUUGAAGAACGGCUUUUGACUGGCACCGAUGAGGAACUCUUGAUCAUAGCUGAACUUCUUCGGAAAGGCAUGUCUGGAGCUCGCGGCGAUGACACCAAAAGUUUGAAAGGUGCCAUUCUGGACUGGAUCACCCCCAAAGGUCAAGCACUCCAACCACCCCUAUCAUGGAAUAUCAAGCAUGAUCACGGUUUCAAUCACAAGCGUACAGGAUCUCUUCUCUGUCUAGUGUUUGGAAGUCCGGUCUCACGACCGGAAAAAGACCGUAACAAGACCGGACCAAGACUGCAAAAGACCGGACCUGCAUUUACAGUCUUUUAUUUUUGA